Loxodonta africana (African savanna elephant) is the source of this 5652-nucleotide messenger RNA. It is a transcript of the gene ANGPTL2, whose product is annotated as angiopoietin like 2. The record is from RefSeq and is a predicted model, not a curated record. The coding region runs from base 2551 to 4032 and encodes 493 amino acids. NCBI's taxonomy places the organism in Eukaryota, Metazoa, Chordata, Mammalia, Proboscidea, Elephantidae. The transcript has 5 exons.
UAAAACAAGAAAACAUUUGUACAAUCCUUGAUGCAGGGUCAGGUACAUAGUGGGUACUUUACAUUGCUAAUAAAUAUCAUAAAUGACCCCUCUUCUGUGCAGCAACGAUGCUCUCUUAGGCAGUCACUUCCCCAUGAGAUCCUCCGGCCCUGGUGUAUCCCUUGUCACAGCAGCAACAGUUAGUGGACGUGUCUUUUCAUUCAGGCAACAAAUAUUUAUUGAGCUCCUACGCAUUCCCGGCCAUGUGCUAGGCACUGCGAAUGAAGCAGUGACCAAAACAGAGAAAACCCCUAGCCUCAUGGAGCUUACAUUCAGGGAGAGGGGUGGUAGGGAGGCAGGCAGUAUAUGUCUGAUGAUGACAAGGAAGGACUCUGGAGAGGGUGGGUGGCAAGGUCACAAUUUUAUAUAAGCAGAGAGGGCCGAACUGAGGAAGAGAUAAUGCAACAAAGACCUGAAAGAGGUAAGGGAACAAGACCUGAGGAAAUAGGGAAAUGUUUCCAGACAGAGAACAGCAAGUGCAAAGGCCCUGAGUCAUGAGCGAACUUGAUGAGCUUAAGGAACAUCCAAGAGGGCAGUGUAGCUGGAGUGAGGUGAGCUAGGAGGAGGAAAGCAAGAGAUGAGGUCAGCAAGGUAGCAGGGACCAGAUCAUGGAGGGCCUUAAAGACUGACUGACAUUUUUCUCCAAGAUGGGGAGCCACUGGAGCAUUCUGAAUAGAAGAGUGAUCUGAUCUGACUACUGAUAUGACCACACUGGCUCCCGGAUUGAGAAUAUUCUGUAGGGUGGGCAAGAGCAGGAGCAGGGAGCCCAGUUAGGAAACUACUGCAGUAGUCCAGGCAAGAGGUGAAGGUGGUUGCACCAGGGUAGUGGCAGGAAGGUAGGGGGAAACAAUAGGAUUCUGGAAAUACUUCUCGGAUAUUGCUAUUCUAAUUUUGUGGUGAAUUAGCUAUGGGAAUCAAAAGAGAGAAAGGAGUCAAGGAUGACUCCAAGGUUUUUGGCCUGAGCACUAAAAGAACAGAGCUGUCAUUCACUAACACAGGAAAAACUAUGGGAUGAACAGGUUGGGAUAGGGGUGUGGGGAAAACCAGGAGUACAUUUUUGGAUAAGUUAAGUCUGAGAUGCCUAGUAAAUAUUUGAGUGGUAGUGUCACAGAGGCUGUUGCAUGUAUGAGUCAAGGGGAGCAGUCUGGGCUGGAGAAAUAAUGUGGGAGUCAUCAGUGCUUGAAGGUCAUCAAAGCCACAAGACUGGAGGAGAUCAUUAAGGUAAAUAAGAGGUCUGAGGGCUGAGCUCUGGGCCCUCAGAGGAUAGGAAUAGGAGAAUGAAUGAGCAAUGGAGAAUGAAAGAGCAGCCAGUUAAGAUAGCAGGAAAGGGUGGUGUCUUAAAAAGGAAGUUCAAGAAGGAAAUGAUCAUUUAUGCCCCACAUUGCUGACAGGCAAAGUAAUAAUAAGAUGAGGACUGAGAACAAGACCAUUGGAUCUGGAAAAUGGGGGCCACUGGUGAUAUUGUCUAGAACACUUGCAGUGGAGGGGAGGGGGCAAAGGCCUGCUGGGAGUAGGAUCAAGGGAAAAACAGAAGAGAGGAACUGGAAACAGUGAGCAAAGGCAACUCUUUGGAGGGUUCUGCUAAAACAGGAGCAGAGAAACGAAACAACAGUAGCUGGAGAGGCGAUGUGAGGUCAAGAGAGGAUUUUCUUUAAGUUGAGAGAAAAAACUGCAUGAUUGUAGGAAACAUGUGAUUAUGUAGGAGAGAUGGGGAGAAGUGCUGGAGCAAUGACCUUUAGUAGGCAAGAGGAGGGAUCUAGUACACGUUCCCUCCCUCUUGGCCUGGCUAACUCCUACUCAUCCCUCAAGGGUCAGUGUAAAGGUCACUUUCUCAGGGAAGCUUCCCUGACCCCUCCGAUUAUGCUACUUCAACUGUCAUUCCCUUUCACAGCACAUGAUACUUCUGCUUCACAGCACUUAUAAAUUGUGUAACAAUGCGUAAGCCCUGUGAGGGCAGGGGCUGGGUUUGUCUUGUUUGCAGCAGUAGCUCCAACAGCUAGCAUACUGCCUGGAACACAGUAGAUGUUCAUUGGAUAGCUGGUGAAGGAAGAAACAGUCCAAGAACAGAACUGAAACAAAUCCUGAGACACGUGUCUGUUUUUUGCUCCCGUUCUGAUUUCAUCACAUUGCAAUGAUCAGGACCAUGCAGUUACUGGCUGUUGCAAAUACUUGGAUUUAGAAGAGCUCAGUUGUUUGUUCCUGUUUGGGCUCUGUAGCUUGGCUAACACACAGACUAAAACCACGUGACCGGACAUAUCCUUCCACUGAUAUUGCCCACUACAAAGAGAACACAUUCAAUACCGUGUCUAGCAACUCACUCAUUUAACAAAUGUUUGCCAAAAGUCUCCUUAGCACAACAUCGUAGGGAUACAGGAUUGAUUCAGACAUAGCAGCUGGUCUCAUGGAGCUUAGAGUCCAGCAGAAGAUACCAAUAUCAAAAAGAACUACCAUUGUUCACAACUGUGGUUUUCAUAGACUUUAUUCACAAAGAAUAACCAUUUUGCAAGGACCAUGAGGCCGCUGUGUGUGGCGUGCUGGUGGAUGGGACUAUUGGCCACCGUAGGAGCUGCUGCAGGCCAGGAGGAUGGUUUUGAGGGCACUGAGGAAGGCACACAAAGUGAGUUCAUUUACCUGAACAGGUACAAGCGGGCUGGUGAAUCCUCAGACAAGUGCACCUACACCUUCAUUGUGCCCCAGCAGCGGGUCACAGGCGCCAUCUGUGUCAACUCCAAGGAGCCUGAGGUGCUCCUGGAGAACCGAGUGCAUAAGCAGGAGCUGGAGCUGCUCAACAACGAGCUGCUCAAGCAGAAGCGGCAGAUUGAAACGCUGCAGCAGCUCGUGGAAGUGGACGGCGGCAUCGUGAGUGAGGUGAAGCUGCUACGCAAAGAGAGCCGCAACAUGAACUCGCGGGUCACGCAGCUGUACAUGCAGCUCCUGCAUGAGAUCAUCCGAAAGCGGGACAACGCGCUGGAACUCUCCCAGCUGGAGAACAGGAUCCUCAACCAGACGGCCGACAUGCUGCAGCUGGCCAACAAGUACAAGGACCUGGAGCACAAGUACCAGCACCUGGCCACGCUGGCCCACAACCAGUCAGAGAUCAUCGCACAGCUCGAGGAGCACUGCCAGCGGGUACCCACAGCCAGACCUGUCCCCCAACCACCACCUGCCACACCACCCCGCGUCUACCAGCCACCCACCUACAACCGUAUCAUCAAUCAGAUCUCCACCAAUGAGAUCCAGAGUGACCAGAAUUUGAAAGUGCUUCCACCUCCUCUGCCUACCAUGCCUGUUCUCACCAGCCUCCCAUCCUCCACAGACAAGCCAUCAGGCCCAUGGAGAGACUGCUUGCAGGCCCUGGAGGAUGGUCACGACACCAGCUCCAUCUACCUAGUGAAGCCAGAGAACACCAACCGUCUCAUGCAGGUGUGGUGUGACCAGAGACACGACCCCGGAGGCUGGACUGUCAUCCAGAGGCGCCUGGAUGGCUCUGUCAACUUCUUCAGGAACUGGGAGACAUACAAGCAAGGGUUUGGGAACAUUGACGGCGAAUACUGGCUGGGCCUGGAGAACAUUUACUGGCUGACGAACCAAGGCAACUACAAACUGCUGGUGACCAUGGAGGACUGGUCUGGCCGAAAGGUCUUUGCAGAAUAUGCCAGCUUCCGCCUGGAGCCUGAGAGCGAGUAUUACAAGCUGCGGCUGGGGCGUUACAAUGGCAAUGCUGGUGACUCCUUCACUUGGCACAAUGGCAAACAGUUCACCACCCUGGACAGAGACCAUGAUGUCUACACAGGAAAUUGUGCCCACUACCAGAAGGGAGGCUGGUGGUAUAAUGCCUGUGCCCACUCCAACCUCAACGGGGUCUGGUACCGUGGUGGCCAUUACCGGAGCCGAUACCAGGACGGAGUCUACUGGGCUGAGUUCCGAGGAGGCUCCUACUCACUCAAGAAAGUGGUGAUGAUGAUCCGGCCCAACCCCAACACCUUCCACUAAGCCAGCUCCUCCUCCUGACCUCUCGUGGCCGUCGCCAGGAGCCAAUCCCGGCCGUACUGGCCCCAGCACAAAGAGCAACUCCUCGCUAGUUCCAUCUUGGGGCUAGGAGAACUGGGAUGCUGGAUUCUGUUUUCCAAAGUCACUGAGGCAGAUAACGGAAUGAAAUUAUACAGUAUUCUCUAUCCCUACUACUUUUCUUCACACCAGACAGCCCCUCAAAUUUCCAGGACAGGACAGGACUGCAGGCAAGUUGUUUUUUUUUUUUUUUUCAGUAAAGUCCCCUCCUCUACAAUAAAAUCACAACUGCAAAAUACCUUUAUAAUAUAUGUGUGUAUGAACCUGCCUUGUGCACUUAUGUGUAUACACAUAAGUAGGCACAUACCUAAAUAUAUAUGCAUUUAGAUAUAUAUAUCACAUAAUAUAUCUAGAUACAUAUAUAGAUUUACCAUAUAUACCCAAAUAUACAUAUAUUCAAUUCUCAAAUGUCAGAGCUGUUACCAACAGCUUUGCUUUUAGGAGAAAAACAUUUCAUUCACAUGGUGUUACUGCAGUCUGAGUAGAUCACAAACCGUGUAGCUCAAUUCAAAGACUAACCUUGGCGUCUGUAUACCUGGAUUCUUUUAGGAAUGUCUACAAUGCUAUUCUCUCACAUACAGGUUCCACAGGAGGGUACCCCUCAGGGUACCCCUAAUCAAAUUUCAAAAUCUACUUUUCCCCAUUUUCAGGUCUUUUUAUCCAUCCAUCCACCCACUUACCCAUUCAUUCAACAGCCAUUCAUUAAGUGCCUUCUCUGUAUCAGUCUCUAGCCACUCACUCUUCUUCAAUCACUUUUUCUGCUCCCCUCUACUUCUUGCCUACCCAUUCCUUACCUCUUCAGUUGCAAUGUCCUUUCUUCCUGGUAAGAUUCCUUAGCCUGUAAGUAGGAAACAGCCAGGGCUCCAGGUUUCUGGUCAGGAAAGGGAAGGCCAGGCUCAAAAGCUAACCACUGUCCAUAUAGAUAAUGUAUUCGCAGGUUUGUAUUUUCCAUUCACACUUUAGCCUACUAGUCAUUUUAACCUUCACAGAAGUAAUAACCUACCUUGCCCAGGAAAUACUCAAUUUAAGAGAAGUCAUCAUCUGAUCUCUGUGGCCCCCAAACAGCUACAGGGCAAAGGUCCUAUGCUCUCAGGCUGACUUGAAAGUCAGCAUCUCCUCCCUAAACUAUACUUCCCUGGAAAACAGGUGCCACCAAAAAUGAGAACUGGCCACUUCUCAUGAGUUACUGAUCAGGGGCCACUAGGCCCCUCAGUUGGUACCUUGUACUGUGGCGGCUUUCUGAGUCCUGUCAGUCAUGAAGUAUUAGACUCAGCACUACCGGAACUGUUGCCAAGCAGGGAGCAUGGGGAUGAGUCAAGAAGGUGAGACCCUCCCCAGUGGGCACAUGGGUCGGGUGUGCGAGAUGUUGGACAACUUGGUACUGUCCAUGUCUGGGUGUGUGCCUAUUACCUCAGCAUUUCUCAAAAAGUGUACCAUGUAGCAUGUUUUGUGUAUAUAAAAGGGAGGGUUUGUUUUUUUUUUAAUAUAUUCCCAGAUUAUCUUUGUAAUGACACAAAUCUGCAAUAAAAGCCAUCAGUGCUACUG